AUGAGUUUGGAUAAUUUGAUACGCGCUGUCAUAUCACACCAGUCACCCGUUCGCGCCACCAGCGGGUCCAGCAUCACGGCGAUCUCUGGUUGGCCGGAAAUUCGUCAUGGUGACAGAACUCCUAUUCAUAAGAUUCCCGAGGAUCCUUACAGAAACCUUUGGACUCAAGGCUAUGGGCAACUAACUCGUCAUGGUGCAGAACAACAUGUUUCCCUCGGAACGUUUAUUCGUUCCUUUUAUCCGAGUUUACUUUCCACGUCAUAUCUUCCGGAUGAGACGUUAUUUCUCAGUUCUGGAACAGAGAGGACGUUGAUGUCAGCCAACAGCUUUGUCCGAGGACUUUAUGAAACCGCGUCAACGAGUUUCACAUCACCCCCAGUUUUCUCUAUUCCGUUAGCCACAGAUCAUUUGCUAAAAAUGUCAGGAAAUUGUCCCAACUUCUUCAAUUUACAUCGGAAAUUAAUGAGUUCAGAAGACGUCGAGAUCGCAGAAAAAAAGUUCAUGGUGAUUUUGGACAUUUUUGAGCGACGAUUCCCGGUCAUGUUUCCAGUGAAUCCCACUCCGGCUGAUCGAUUACGAGCAGGUUGGAAGAUUUGUGACGCGAUUGGUGUAUGGAACUCACGCAACCUUCCACGACCUCACUGGUUAUCCACGGAAAUGGUGCGGCAGUGUGCACAAAUGAUGGAUUUCAAGUUUUCGAUUCGUUACUCAACCCCAUCCAUUACUCGGUUCCGUGGUGGUCCCCUGGUUUCUCACUUGCUCCAACUGCUUCGCACGCGCGCCAACUUUCAUCUAUCUGAACUCCCACCGGCAAAACAGAACCCGAAGAAAAUAGUCGCUCCACUACCACUGUUUGUGCCGAAUUUCAACACGGAUGUGGUUCGCCCGUACCAACGAUUAGUCGCAUAUUUCGCACACGAUUCAACCCUGGUUGCGAUGAUGAGUCACCUCGGCAUUUUCAAUCGACGUGUACCACCUCUGGCUAGCUGUCUGAUUGUCGAAUUGCAUCAUAAGCCCACGGAAACAGAGGACUAUUUUGUCCGUUUUCUCUAUCGAAACCUCACCGGAUCAAGUGAUACGCGUGUUUAUCCGCUUUGGCCACCGGCUUGUGGCCCCUUGGAUAUAGCCGGGGAAUCUAACUACUUAUGCUCUCUGACGCGAUUAGAGUCAGCUGUGUCAGGAACCUAUGCUGUGAACGUGGAUCACGAAUGUGGCAAUGAAUUUCACACAACCGCGGGGCUGCAAUAUUUAUCCACUGACUGUCAUUACCCUCAAAUUGGCGCGCUGUUUUUUGCACAGUUUCUUUUAUUGUUGUAUAUUGUGAGGCGGAACUGGUUUCCUGUUAUUCGUCUCUGUUCCCGACCUAGUCAAACAUCCUGUGCCAAGUCAACAGAAAUCCCGGUAGCUCCCAUAAAUCUCGUUAUUUCACCGUUUGAAAUGGUCACAAUAACUUCAAAACGGAUGGGAUUUCUUUCUGAACAGAUAACAACAAUAGCUCCGUUCCUCGCUCCACAAAUGAAUCACCACUGUUCCAUAUUCGCAUCUGAAAACUCGAGGCCGAAUGUGUGCAAGUUCAGGAGUGAGCCAGAGUGUCUCAAAUCAGCAAAUCCGGCCCGAACCUUGCAGAUUCGUACAUUCACCUUAUCUGUCACACUACAGUCAGAACUAAUACAAUUUCCAAGAUAUGUAAAACGCUCCACAACUUCCAGUGCCUCUCCCUGGAUCGUAAGUGGCGUGUUCAGUGACUGCACGUCCACGAGCAUGACCUUAUUUUGUGCAAAAUGCAUACCAAAAGACGGGAUGACUUUGCUCAGAUCAUCCAAGAAUAACUGCACCUUCUCCUCCUCUUCGAACAUGAGAACGAUGUCGUCUGCAUAUUCUAGAUCGACAAGGCUUUAUUCACAGGCUAUUUGA
This is a messenger RNA of Opisthorchis viverrini, 1914 nucleotides long. RefSeq lists its product as hypothetical. NCBI's taxonomy places the organism in Eukaryota, Metazoa, Platyhelminthes, Trematoda, Opisthorchiida, Opisthorchiidae. The transcript has 8 exons. The coding region runs from base 1 to 1914 and encodes 637 amino acids. Gene Ontology annotation, biological process: dephosphorylation. Gene Ontology annotation, molecular function: phosphatase activity. The record is from RefSeq and is a predicted model, not a curated record.